Messenger RNA from Epinephelus lanceolatus (giant grouper), 3632 nucleotides. RefSeq names its product caseinolytic mitochondrial matrix peptidase chaperone subunit Xb (gene clpxb). Gene Ontology annotation, biological process: protein folding. NCBI's taxonomy places the organism in Eukaryota, Metazoa, Chordata, Actinopteri, Perciformes, Serranidae. The record is from RefSeq and is a predicted model, not a curated record. Gene Ontology annotation, cellular component: mitochondrial matrix. Gene Ontology annotation, molecular function: ATP binding; zinc ion binding; ATP hydrolysis activity.
GACUUAGCAAAGCCGCCAUGUUGUUACACCGUCUACAUUGACUACAAAAUCACUCCUGCUAGCUACUGUACCUAGUGAGAAGGCUAGCUAGCCGCUAGCCGGGUAACCGACCUAGUUCAUAACAGCGUUACAUCAGUGUGGAAAUAGCGGGCCUAGAGAAGCAAACGCGUCCCACUCCAUGCUGUAGGCACUGUGGCUUCACUAACGUUACGACACACCUGCCAAACUACAACAAGAGAGCGAAAGCUGCGGUGACUUUGCAUUUUCGUUUUUCCGAAGGGGCUGUCAAGACCCGACUGGUUUCAUCGUGCCCUGGUUUUGAGCCAAAAGAAGAGUAAUGUCCUGUCCAUGUACCUCGGCUGCCAGGUUGUUCCUAAACACUGCCCACAGAGGAUUGUCCUGCUCCCGGAUCCAGCUGUAUUCUCUAAGCCGUCAGGGGUCUCGGGAAACUCAUUUACCUCCCCGGGUACGGGUGAGGUCAUUUUCAGAGACUGCUGUCUGCUUUGCCGCUAAAGAUGGGACAACAAAGGACGGUGGAAGUGAUGGUGGAAAGAAAAGCAUCAGUGAGGGAAAGAGACUCUCUGGCUCUGGAGGAUCGGGCAAGGGGGGAAGCCAGCUCCGCUGCCCCAAAUGUGGAGAUCCUUGCACACAUGUAGAGACCUUUGUAUCAUCAACACGAUUUGUGAAAUGUGAGAAAUGCCAUCAUUUUUUCGUGGUACUGUCUGAAACGGACUCUAAGAAGGGACUGAACAAAGAGCCAGAAUCUGCUGCGGAGGCGGUGAAGCUGGCAUUUGCACAGAAACCUCCCCCUCCUCCUAAGAAGAUAUAUGCUUACCUCGACAAGUACGUUGUUGGCCAGUCCUAUGCAAAAAAGGUGUUAGCAGUCGCGGUGUACAAUCACUACAAGCGAAUCUACAACAACAUCCCUGCUGGGAGUCGACAGCAGGUGGAGGUGGAGAAACAGCCCUCUCUAACACCUCGUGAGCUAGAGAUGAGAAGACGAGAGGAUGAGUACAGGUUCACAAAGCUGCUGCAGAUUGCAGGGAUCAGUCCUCAUGGAAAUGCCCUGGGGGCGUCCAUGCAGCAACAGGCGAGCCAGCAGGCACCUCAGGAGAGGAGGGGCGGGGAGGUCCUGGACUCCACACACACUGAUAUUAAACUGGAGAAGAGCAACAUCAUACUUCUAGGUCCAACGGGCUCAGGAAAAACAUUGUUGGCGCAGACACUGGCACGCUGUCUGGAUGUUCCCUUUGCGAUAUGUGACUGCACCACACUAACUCAAGCGGGAUACGUGGGAGAAGACAUCGAGUCAGUUAUUGCCAAACUGCUGCAAGAUGCCAACUACUCAGUGGAGAAAGCACAACAAGGUAUUGUGUUUCUGGAUGAGGUUGAUAAGAUUGGCAGCGUGCCUGGAAUCCAUCAGCUCAGAGAUGUAGGAGGAGAAGGAGUCCAGCAGGGUUUGCUCAAACUCUUGGAGGGCACAAUCGUCAAUGUUCCUGAGAAAAACUCCAGGAAGCUCAGAGGAGAGACGGUGCAGGUAGACACAACAAAUAUUCUGUUUGUUGCAUCUGGUGCUUUCAACGGACUUGACAGAAUCAUCAGCAGAAGGAAAAAUGAAAAGUAUCUGGGUUUUGGCACUCCCUCCAACCUGGGGAAAGGGCGCCGUGCAGCGGCCGCCGCAGACUUGGCCAACACCAGCGGUGAGACAGACACAGUGGCAGAGAUUGAGGAGAAGGACAGGCUGCUGAAGCACGUCGAGGCCAGGGACCUGAUUGAGUUUGGAAUGAUCCCAGAGUUUGUAGGUCGUCUUCCUGUGGUUGUUCCUCUGCACAGCCUGGAUGAAGAGACGCUAGUCCGGAUUUUGACUGAGCCACGAAACGCUGUGGUGCCCCAGUACCAGGCUCUGUUCAGCAUGGACAAAUGUGAACUCAAUGUGACUCCAGAUGCCUUGAGGGCCAUAGCUAGGAUGGCUCUGGAGAGGAAAACUGGAGCUCGUGGGCUUCGAUCCAUCAUGGAAAAGCUCCUUCUAGAGCCCAUGUUCGAGGUGCCACACUCUGACAUCAUGGCUGUCGAGCUGAACAAAGAAGUUGUUCAAGGAAAAUCACAACCCAGAUAUAUCAGAGCUCCAGCCAAGGAGUCUGCAGAAGAGGAAUAUGACUCGGGCAUUGAGGAGGAGAACUGGCCUCGGCAGGCGGACGCUGCUAACAACUGAACCACAUGUCACUCAUUUCACCCUAAAGACAGUCUCUGAAAUCAUUAGAUCACUGAACCUUUGGAUACCAACUCUGGGUUUUACUAUAGCCCCUGACAAACGAGCUGUGGACACUGUAGUAGAGGUAAAGAAGGCUGGUGGUUUUCACUGAAGAGAGUUUUCAUGACGAACAAGUUGAGAGAGUGAAACAACCUUUGGUCCUGUGCAUCAGAUGUUAAUUCUCUAGCGGUGCACUCGCAGGGUGGACCUUUAUAAAAUAUUUCAAUCUCUGGGGAUUGUUAACAUUUUUAUCUAUAUAAAGAUAAUGCAAUUUUAUUCAUGAAAGGAUUUGUAGCUAGUUUGUUUGUUUUCUCUUUUUGUGGUGAUGGUGAUGUAACAGCGAGGGAAGCAAAUGGAAACUGGGAUCAUACUGUACACUUGAAAAGAAGCUGAACUGAGAAAGUGUAGAUGUGAUGUUACCAUGUCAAGUAAUGCCUUAUAUCAUAAGGGCAUAUUAUUCCAUGAGCACAUCAAUAUUUUGAUGUUUUCUUCUUUACCACCAUUGUAAUAAUGGUGUUCACAGUAUAAGUGGGCUCUAACCGUUAAGCUACGCUGCUUAGGUAGCAUUUGUAAGCAGUUUGUAUGAACUAACCUCUAAUUUGGAAGUGUAACACACCAGCACACUAAACAGAGCAGGUGAUAAACAACAGUGACCUUUUAAAAACAGCCAGAAUGGUUAUUUCUCAGUGUUCUGCUUCCUCUUGUAGCCCACUCUUAAGGGAAUGUAUCAGUUUUUACUUACAGACCUCUUUGUCACAGGACUGGAUCAGAACGCUGUCUUUCAAAGCAGGAUUAGCAGCUCAGCUAACUAGCUGCUGUUAAUGAAGUCUCCUCUUGAGUUUUGUUAAGGAGUAGAACUCUUCCAACACACAGCACAUGACUGAAAGAUAUUUUUAAAUCUGACAUUCACGCUUCAUUUCCCAGUAUCAGAUCAUAAUCGGACAGAUAAUCUCUUUCACACCUGACUGGAUGCCGCUCUAAAUCCUGCUUUGUUAGACAUGCCUCCAAACAGCACAAGUAGUUUUAAUUUUCUUUGUGCGUUCCCCAGCGUCAGAAACUCACCUCACCGUUAGUGAUGUAAUAUCCUGUUACUAAGUGGUAUCUCAAUACACACGUCUGUAACCUCUACCUAAAUGCUCUCUGACUGAACUGAACCACGCUGCUGUACUCUUUAAAGAUGCUGUUUGUGCUAUAAAAUAAGAUUAAAACUAGAUCUGUUCUUCCUUUUUGCUUUUAAGUUUCCUUUUCUUUUGAUUAAAAACUGCUUUUCAGAGGUCUGUUACAGAACCUGUAACCCCCCUCCCCCCACACACGUUUGUGAAUCUUAAACUUAUUGUGAUUGUUUAAAAUAUAUGAAUAAAAUGUAAAUCUCUGUACAGAA